Messenger RNA from Caenorhabditis remanei, 1038 nucleotides. RefSeq lists its product as uncharacterized. The record is from RefSeq and is a predicted model, not a curated record. Gene Ontology annotation, cellular component: nucleoplasm. The transcript has 7 exons. Lineage: Eukaryota; Metazoa; Nematoda; Chromadorea; Rhabditida; Rhabditidae. Bases 1 to 1038 code for a protein of 345 amino acids. Gene Ontology annotation, biological process: negative regulation of transcription by RNA polymerase II. Gene Ontology annotation, molecular function: transcription corepressor activity; histone deacetylase binding.
AUGGACGAGGAAACUUCUCGUUCGUCGCUUACCGACGAAGAAGAUUAUGUCGAUGAUAAUGAUAACGAUAAUGGAGAAGACUACGAAGAAGAGGAGCUACUAGACGAAGGUGAUUACGCUGAUGAGUUGAAAGAUCUUGAAGACGAAGGUGAAAUGACAAUUGAGGAACUUCAACGCAAGUACGGAUAUCACCCACCGACAGAAGUCGCAUCUAACACCGGACCCGCUGAAAACGGUGAAGCAGAGACUACUGGAGAAUCUAGUUCCGCAGCUCAUGACCACUAUGACCCAACUAUUCUCGAUUUCGGAAAUUCUCAAAGUGGUUACGAUGACGAUGAUGAUGACUACGCUCCUCCAGAUCCAUGGAAACGAACUAUUCGUGUGGACCCAGUCCUUUUUCAAGCCGAUGUUCCAGAUUUCGAAAAAUCCUCAUCUCAAGACUCCAACACUCGAGAUGAAGACAUCGUUUUGUGGUCUACUAACAAGCCAAAUCAACCAAAUGACGAAGUUCUAAAUAAUUACUUAAAGGAUAUUGUGGAUUUGAGAAAGACGCAUGAGCAGUCCGUUCCACCAGCUGGUUGCGAGGCUCGCGAUGAUGAAGAUGCAUUGUGCGCUUUGUAUCGUAAUAACUUUGACACUGAGAAAGCGAAAGAAUCAUUCCCAUUCCCACAUAUAAAUGCUCCAUUCCGUACUGUUCGUCCAGAUGCUCUGGGAUUUUCUGAAGAAGAAAGCAGAAUAUUCGAGGAAUCUCUUCAAAUGUAUGGAAAAGAUUUCUCAUUAAUCACAAAAAUGCGGAUGCCAUACCGAAAAGUGGGAGAAUUGAUUGAAUACUAUUAUCAAUGGAAAUUAACACCUGCAUACCGUGUAUGGAGAGAUGCUCACCCACAACACGUUCCUGUCGUCCAACCGCAUCUUUCUACUGCAUGGCAUCAACAAUCAUCUGAUCAUGAAGCACACCCCCAUGGACCAACUUCCUUUGCUGGAGCGUCAUUUUCCGAGCCGUCAACUUCUGAAGAAUCAACUACUCUAACAAACUAA